Molecule: messenger RNA, 6024 nt
Organism: Mercenaria mercenaria
Lineage: Eukaryota; Metazoa; Mollusca; Bivalvia; Venerida; Veneridae
Exons: 3
Coding region: 458-4825 (1455 amino acids)
Source: RefSeq, a predicted model, not a curated record
UUUGAAUUUUGACUUUUAUAGUCAAACUUUUGGAUGAAAUUGGGGGGUAGGGGGUGGUAUUUUCAAUGAGGUUGUGUUAUUUUUAGACUAUUGCUGUUUUUGUCAAAAGCAGUUUACUUCAACUGGCAAACAAACACUAAACCCACUUAAGUUUGAUACAUUGCUAUCUAUUUGCAAGGAACAAAAUAAUGAAAUAUCACAAAAUAUUGUCGUAAAUGAAGACAACAUUAGAAAUGGUGAUGUAAAAUUGUCAUAUCAUAAAAACUGUCGAACAAAAUUUAUAUAUUUAAAACCAUUUAAUUCCAAACCAGAUGUAGAAAAUGGUGCCUCUACAUCAAAUAGUGAUCUUGCGACACCACCAAAGUAUACCAGGUCACAGUCAGAUCAGUUUAAUUGGAAAGAAAAUUGUUUCAUAUGUGGGUGCAAGUGUAGCACCAAACAUCGUUCUAAAUGGUCAAUGGUUGAAGGAUCAAUUGAUGAAAAUUCUAAAAUGUAUUCACAACUAUUAAAUAUAUCUUCAUCAAAAAAUGACAUGAACUUACACUCAAGAUUGUUAAGUUGUAAAGGAGAUUUGGUGUCUGUGGAGGCUAGAUAUCAUAGGGGCAGUAAAAACAAAAAUUGCUUGUCUAAGUAUCUGCUGAAUUUGGCUAGCCCAAAUACUGAUAAAGUUCUUGACCAGAGCAUUUUAGAAAAAGUAUGUACACAGUUGAAAAAUGAGUUACAUAUUGAGAUUGAAACAAAACAAAGUGUACUUGAAUUGACUGAUUUAAAAUCGAGAAUGAUUGAACUUUUUGAAAAACACGGAAUGGAAAUUGGAGUUUCGAUGAUGCGCACUAACAGAUUAAAAGUUGCCUUUGGAAAAGUUUGGCCGGAACUUAUGUUUAUUCCACGGGAAGGUACCACCGACCUCGUUUGUUCACGAGAGAUUGAUGUUGAUGAAGCGUUAGCAAAGUAUGUCAAGUUAGAGAAGUCUUUUCAGUCGGCAGCCGAACAGAAUGAUAUUGAAGAAUGCCUGUCCAGUGUAUUCUUAGAUGAAAAUGCAAAUGAAAACACAGUUUUGUAUGAAGCAGCUGUUAUAUUGAGAAGACGAAUUCAGCAGUCACAUGGCCUUGACAAUAUGUACUUUUCUGAAGAUGAGAUCAACAUUAACGAACAGGUCAAAUUCUUAGAUCCUUUAUUGUUCCAAUUUGUAAAUUGGGUAGCCUCUGAUUCAAAACUAGAAGAUAGUCAUAAUGAUCCAGACCAGAGAAUAGUAUCUGUGUGUUCAGAUAUCACAUAUCUAGUUAAACAUGUGAUAACUCCCAAACACCUCGGAUUAUCCAUAUAUCUCCACCACUCAUUCGGGAGUAAGAAAUUGAUAGAGGAUUUACACAGUCACGGAUACACAUUGUCUUACAACGAAUAUAGACAGUUCUUAACAUCUGCAGCAUUACAUGCAUCAUCCAUGCAGAAGAAGACAUUUUCAGGUGCAAUUAUCCCUGCUCAUAUGUCACGGGAAGAAAGACCUGAUGAUGACCUAAUCGUAGUUGCAGCGGACAACUGGGACCACAACGAAGCAACGCUUAGUGGGAAACAGUCUACACAUGCCAUGACAAGUAUCCUGGUAACUGGAAGAAACCGGUGUGCAUCAGAGCGCAUACCUAGAGUGUCAGAACGGUCAAUCAAUCUAUCAAGUCUACCAGGUGUUGGACUAUCAAAUACUCUGGUGUACAAGAAACCUACAAGCAGGCCAAUUCCACCAUUAUCUCCAGUUGAGAUCAGCGAACUCAAACCAUCCGAGCCCGCCGAAACUCAGAAGAUGCGCACAAAUGAGUUAAUGUAUAACAUUAAUCGAUUAGUAACCACUGAAUGUCUGCCGUGGACUGUUUUUCAAACACAUGCAUUUCCUGAUUCAGUUCAAGAACCAUCUGAAAUUGUGUAUAAUCCAAUCAUCAUGGCACCUCCAAAUGAUCCAAACACUGUUUACACAACACUUAAACGCACAAAAGAGCAAGUAAAUGCAUUGGGUCAAUCUGUGUGUCCAGUAAUAUUUGAUAUGGGUUUGUUGACCAAAGCUCUGGAAAUUGUGUGGUCUAGACCUGAGGAAUUUGAAGGUGUUGUACCGAUUGAGGGUGGAAUGCAUUUUCUGAUGAGUCUUUUUGGUGGUAUCGGAUUUAUCUAUGGUGAUGCUGGGCUGAAACACUUAUUGGUUGAGUCAGACGUUUUUGCUCGAAACACCGCUGAUCAUAUACUGUCAGGCAAAGACUUUGAUCGUGCACUUCGAGCAUUGCUUAUGGUUGACGAAGUGCUAAACAGGCGCCUGUUGAUUAAUUUUUUCAGAUGGGCAGAGGACUAUGGCCACACUAUCCCGCUGUCGCUUUUUGAGAAGUUUAAGCUUCUCAACAUUAGAUCAAAUGGAUCUGACACAGUGUUGGCUGAAAUCGGCAACCAGAUCGAGGUGACAAUCAGCCCACUUUUGAAAAUGUUUCGUGCUGAAGGUAGGCUCAAUUCACCACUAUUUCAGUUCUGGGAUGAUUACUUGACUCAUGUUUCUUUGCCCCUCAAACUCUACCUUGCAGCUUCAAGGCAUGCACUCUGGGAUACCUAUAUGUACAGUAAGACCAUAUUGUUGCCGUUUCUCUUUUGUUCGAACCGCACUGUGUAUGCACGGUACAUGCCUUACAUGGUGAUGAACAUGAACCGUCUGCCAGAUACUCUAUUAGAUAGUUUUCAGAAAGGCAAGUUCGUAGCAAAACUCACAGAUGGCACGUUUAAUUGUGUUUGGAUUGAUUACGUAUUGGAGGUCACUCAGAAUAAAAGUCUGAAAUCAUCAGGUGGAAUAGUUGGAAUAACACACAAUGACAGUGCUUUGAUGCGAUGGUUCCUAUCAAGACCAUUAACAGCCAAGUAUGCAAUGGAGUUUCAAUCAGGGCAGAAACCAUCACACCAUGACCCUGGGAAACAUCACACAGAUACUCCUUACCAUAGGAAAGCAUGCAAUGAGUCUGUUGAUCAAAUGCUUAAGCUCUUUGAAGAGGAUACCUUCAUUGAUCCGUUUUGUCUGACUUCACCCCCAUCUACCCUUACAAACAUGGCCACCGGUGUGCCAGCCCCACCAGAGAUUGCUGCAAGUCUAUUGGGAUGUCACAUUACUGGUGAAACGAUGUUGCACAAUUUUGAACGUGACCGAUUUCAGGUGAAAGGUGAACAGCCACCGAAGAAAAAAUUCUUUGAUCCAAUGCCUCGAACAAAGGUAAAGACAAUGGGAGCCACAAAGGCAUCAGUAAAACUAAAAAACAAGACCCUUAACAUCAAUGGCGAAGAGAUGUACCUCAGAUUACUUGCCAUCAAUGCAUACAAGAAGGUUCCAUUGGAACGUGUUGUUUCCUUCGAGAAUGCCCCAGCUCCCUUAAGUUUGUUUGCAGAUGAUGGUACGAUGUGUUCAACCAAAAAAUCAGAUUUCAUGCAGAAGUUAGAAAAUCUUGCCGGACCUGAAAAUGUUAUCAGGAAUUGUUCUGACAUAUCACAUAUUGAUUCUGUUGUGUUUGAUGGUAUGGCCAUUAUACAGAUGUUGCAACCAAGGAUGUCAAAAGCCACUUACCAGCAAAUGGCUGAAGCAUUUUGGGAUCACAUCCUAAGACUGAGUGCAGGUGUUUUAAAUGUACAUGUUGUUUUUGACAGGUAUGAUGAGAACAGCUUGAAGAUGCAAACUCGAGAAAAACGUGGUGAGAAUGUAUUAUCGAUUGCCCCUGUCUCAAUCCAGCCCAACAUGGUCAUUGGAGAUUGGAAACGUGUCCUGACUAGUAGCAGGUCCAGUUCUGAACUAACGAAGCUAUUUACAAUGUAUGUUGCUGCUAAUUCUCAUGUCCUUCUUCUUGAUGGUGUAGAGGUCUUUGUCUCAGGUGGUCUCUAUGACAAAGUACUUAGAAUGACAAAUGAGUAUGUAGCGUAUGACAAAUCCCUUUUCUCCACACAGGAAGAGGCUGAUACUAGGAUGUUGCUGCAUCUUGUACAUGCCGCCUCUGAAGGUGCAAAGAAUGCUGUCUUAUUCAGUCCCGACACAGAUGUCCUGGUACUACUUGUUCACCAUUAUAGUUGCCUUGGAUUGUCAGAGUUGUACUUUAGAACAGGCACUAAGGGCAUGCACUCUGAUAAUACAAGGUACAUCAAAGUACAUACAAUACAUUCAAAAUUGCUACCAGCUAACAGAUCUAUCCUGCUGACUGUCUAUUGCAUGACAGGGUGCGACACAUGUUCCGCCUUCUAUGGCAUUGGAAAGAAAAAGGCGUAUAAUAUUCUCUGUCAACAUGCUGCCAAUCUUUCGGGGCUUGCCAGUCUUGGAGAAACAACCGAAAUUAACCAAACACAGAUAUCGGCAGCUACCUAUUUCGUCGGACUUCUUUAUGGUCAUGACAAAUGUCUGUCUUUGAACUUACUUAGACGGUUUCUUGUUCAAGCUGGCAAGGUAAAGCCAAGAAAACUGCCUCCCACAAGUAACAGCUUCUUGUUACAUUUGUUGAGAUGCGUGUACCAACUCUACAUUUGGAGAAAUGCAUUAACACCUUAUGUUGAUUUGCCUGAUCCAUUAGAUUUUGGGUACACUAAGUCUGGAUCUGGAUUGUACACUCCCCAAUUCAUGUCACAACCAAUGUCUCCCCCAGAGCUCCUCAAUGACAUGGUGUGCACGUGUGAUAAUCAGUGCAAGGAUGAUUGUGUUUGUUCCUCAAAUGAACAACCUUGCACAUCAGCAUGUCAGUGUGAAGGGUCAUUGGACAGUCAAAGUAUAUGCCAAAAUCUUUUUACAAUGCUGGCAAACAUUUGUAGUGAUGAUGAGGAUGAUAUAUAAAUCACAGUUUCACUUAAGAGUUAUGUUCUUUCUCAGUGUCAUGCAACAGCUAAAGCAUUUUAACCCCUACCAUGCUGGACACGAUUGAUUUUGUCUUUGCGGCCAGUGUAGACUACAUCCGUGCAGUCUGAUCAUGGUCUGCACUGUUCGCUAUCCAGUUAGAAAAUUUUCAGUAAACAUCCCUUCAAAUGAUAAAUGAUACUGUCCACAUCUUAAGAUGGACCAGUACAUUAUAGAAAUUUAGCAUGGUAAGGGCUAAUUAGGAUUUUACAAGCUGAUAAUGGGACAUAGGUUAUGAAAACUGUUAACACAAAGAAAAAAUCUUGGCUUCGCCUCAGUUUGUUUCUGUAUGUUAGUUUGUUAUCCGCUUUUAUUGCCCAUGUCCUGUUACUGGCUGGUAAAGUCCUCUUUUUUCUAUCCUAUCUUAAUCAUUAAAGAUAUAGAGAAAAAGUACAUGGAAGAUUGUGUUUGUGGGGUGCCAUAUUAACUUACAUUUGCUAUAAUGUAAAGUUAAAGCCCUACCUCCACGGCUAUAGUGUUCAUGCAGCCCAUUAUUAUAAUAGGUAAUAGUUAAUUGCCACAAGUCACGCUUUUGCAUACAUAAACAGGGAGCCAUUUUAAAAGCUUUGUUUCAUUCUUUACUUUCUUACACUAAAUGAUGCAUUAUAGUAUUAAGUUAACUGUUGCAUUUAUGCAUAAUGCAUAGUGAUUUGCGAUAUACACGUAGCAUUGAGCAGCAAAUCAUAUAUUUGCAUUUUGCAAAAUUUUACCUUAGAUGAGAUUCAUUUUAGAUUACACCACCCACAUAUAAAUCGCCUUAUAAUCAUAUAAAUGUAUUUUUUCAAUACAAUUGCUAUUAUUUGCAAUUGCCUGUGUUUUAACUAGCAUUUGAAUUUAAAAAAAAAAAAUGUUUGACUGAAAAUAAAGAAAAUAUCAAAAUAAAUACUACCCCCUACCCCAAAUUUUCCCAUAUUUUCGGCUUAAAAUUGUCAAAAAUCAUAUAUUAUUUCUAACUUUGAUGUUAAUAUGUCUUUAAUUUAAUGUACUAUGUGUAUUUCUAUUAAUUAUAUCAAAAGAACAAAUAAAAGUUAAUAAAUUGUAGUGUUAUAUUGUCUAUAUAGACAGAUAGGUGUCUUUUGAGAUUUCGGCGGCCAUCUUGGCGGCCAUCUUGGAUUUCUCAAAACGCCACAAGUUGUCAU